AUGGCAGUAUUAGACGAGAUUCCCCUUGUCACUGCACGUGUUCGAGUAGCCGGGGAGCUUGCGACAGAAUAUGACGCCCUUGAUGAUCAAGAACCCGUGAUCAACCUUGACAAGGAAGGCAGCAAGAUCCCGACGAGAAACUGCUAUAUCGAAUCCAAGUCAGGUGCUGAGUUUGCCGUCGAAGUCACGGUCUCUGGGAAGUACCGACUCCCUCAUUCGCACGACAGGUUCAUCGCCGAGGUCUUCAUUGACGGCCAAUGGAUGGAAUCUCGUUGCAUAGGGUCACCUUUUUCUCCUGGCAUGUCAUCUACCAUUGUGAUCUCAGGCGCUGAGUUCUUAGCAGAGAAUGAGAGAGUGGUUACCAGAAAAUUUGUCUUUGCUCCUAUUACCAAAACUUGGUGGUUCGAAGGGCCGAGUUUCCGGAAACCUCUCACUUGGCACGGAGGGCGAGAUGUGGAGUUGGCUGAGAAGGCACUGAAAGGCAGAGCAAUAAGCCAUGCGACACUGCUGGCUGAGACAGACCGGAAACCGUGUCCGGUUAGAUCAAAGAUCGAUGACAUGCGCCUACUGGGAGAAAUCUUCUUUCGUUACCGAUCCUACCAAGCGCUCCAACAUGAGAUGAUUAUCCCACGCACUCCGUCGCCUGAGCUCUCAGCUACAACUGGAUUUGAUGAUGAUCCCCUUUCUCACCUCUCCGAGAGUGACAUUCGCCGUCUUGCUCUGAAAAGACUACAUGACCUUCAGGCCAAGGAUGAGGUUUCUCAGAUCAAACGGGAGGCAUCAGAAAACCCCUUUACGCCUCGACCAUGGAAGUUUGUGAGACUAAAAGAUGGGAAAGAGGCUGUUGACCUGACAGAUGAUUGA
This is a messenger RNA of Fusarium musae, 864 nucleotides long. RefSeq lists its product as uncharacterized. The record is from RefSeq and is a predicted model, not a curated record. The transcript is spliced from 5 exons. NCBI's taxonomy places the organism in Eukaryota, Fungi, Ascomycota, Sordariomycetes, Hypocreales, Nectriaceae. Bases 1 to 864 code for a protein of 287 amino acids.